Messenger RNA from Leptonychotes weddellii (Weddell seal), 2779 nucleotides. The record is from RefSeq and is a predicted model, not a curated record. Lineage: Eukaryota; Metazoa; Chordata; Mammalia; Carnivora; Phocidae.
AUGGAGACCCCUCCCUCUCAAGAGAUACCCCCAGAGAGAGAGGGAAUCCCUGUGAUCAGACUCGAGACCUCUGCGCCAGACUCUUCAAGUGAAUCCGCUCCAUCCCUUCUGAGCACCCUCUCCCCUGUUUGGCCCCAGGCUUCUCGCUCAGGCUGUCCCCUCUCUGCCGAGUCCAGCCGGACCUUACUGGUGUGUGUGCUGUGGGUCCUGAAGAAUGCUGAGCCAGCCCUCCUGCAGCGCUGGGCCGCUGACCUUGCCCUCCCUCAGCUGGGUCGCCUCUUGGACUUGCUAUACCUUUGCUUGGCUGCCUUUGAGUACAAGGGGAAAAAGGCCUUUGAGCGCAUCAACAGCCUCACGUUUAAGAAGUCACUGGACAUGAAGGCCCGUCUGGAGGAAGCCAUCCUGGGCACCAUUGGAGCACGACAGGACAUGGUCCGGCGGAGUCGUGAGAGGAGCCCGUUUGGGAACCAGGAGAACGUCCGCUGGCGGAAGAGCAUCACGCACUGGAGACAGACCUCGGACCGCGUGGACAAGACCAAGGAUGAAAUGGAACAUGAGGCCUUGGUGGACGGGAACCUGGCGACCGAGGCCAGCCUGGUGGUUCUGGACACACUGGAGAUCAUCGUGCAGACAGUGAUGCUGUCAGAGGCCCGGGAGAGCAUCUUGGGUGCAGUGCUAAAGGUUGUGCUGUAUAGUCUGGGCAGUGCCCAGAGUGCCCUCUUCCUGCAGCACGGCCUGGCCACACAGCGAGCCCUGGUGUCCAAGUUCCCAGAGCUGCUGUUCGAGGAGGACACGGAGCUGUGCGCCGACCUUUGCUUGAGGCUGUUGCGACACUGUGGCAGUCGCCUCAGCACCGUCCGCACGCACGCCAGUGCCUCGCUCUACCUCCUCAUGCGCCAGAAUUUCGAGAUUGGCAACAACUUUGCCCGCGUGAAGAUGCAAGUGACCAUGUCCCUCUCAUCCCUGGUGGGGACAACGCAGAGCUUCAGCGAAGAGCACCUGAGACGGUCGCUCAAGACCAUCCUCACCUAUGCCGAGGAGGACGUGGGGCUGCGGGACAGCACCUUCGCCGAGCAGGUCCAGGACCUGAUGUUCAACCUGCACAUGAUCCUGACGGACACGGUGAAGAUGAAGGAGCAUCAGGAGGACCCGGAGAUGCUCAUUGAUCUCAUGUACAGGAUUGCCCGCGGCUACCAGGGCUCCCCCGACCUGCGGCUGACGUGGUUGCAGAACAUGGCGGGGAAGCACGCAGAGCUGGGCAACCACGCGGAGGCCGCCCAGUGUAUGGUGCACGCCGCCGCUCUGGUGGCCGAGUACCUCGCCCUGCUGGAGGACAGUCGCUACCUGCCCGUGGGCUGCGUUUCCUUCCAGAACAUCUCAUCCAACGUGCUGGAGGAGUCUGCCAUCUCCGAUGACAUCCUGUCCCCCGACGAGGAGGGCUUCUGUUCCGGGAAGCACUUCACGGAGCUGGGGCUGGUGGGGCUGCUGGAGCAGGCGGCUGCCUACUUCACCAUGGGCGGGCUCUACGAGGCAGUGAACGAGGUCUACAAGACCCUCAUCCCCAUCCUGGAAGCCCACCGAGACUACAAGAAGCUGGCUGCCGUGCAUGGCAAACUGCAGGAGGCCUUCACCAAGAUUAUGCACCAGAGCUCUGGCUGGGAGAUGCAGCGCGUGUUCGGGACGUACUUCCGCGUGGGCUUCUAUGGUGCCCGCUUCGGUGACCUGGACGAGCAGGAGUUUGUGUAUAAGGAGCCGUCCAUCACGAAGCUGGCCGAGAUCUCACACCGGCUGGAGGAGUUCUACACGGAGAGGUUUGGGGAGGACGUGGUCGAGAUUGUCAAAGAUUCGAACCCCGUGGACAAGACUAAGCUUGACCCACAGAAGGCCUACAUCCAGAUCACUUACGUGGAACCGCACUUCGACACCUAUGAGCUCAAGGACCGGGUGACCUACUUCGACCGCAACUACGGGCUGCGCACCUUCCUGUUCUGCACGCCCUUCACACCUGACGGGCGUGCCCACGGGGAGCUGCCGGAGCAACACAAGCGCAAGACUCUGCUCAGCACAGACCACGCCUUCCCCUACAUCAAGACGCGAAUCCGCGUGUGCCACCGGGAGGAGACAGUGCUAACACCAGUGGAGGUGGCCAUUGAGGACAUGCAGAAGAAGACACGGGAGCUGGCUUUUGCCACCGAGCAGGACCCGCCCGACGCCAAGAUGCUUCAGAUGGUGCUGCAGGGCUCUGUGGGGCCCACUGUGAACCAGGGUCCCCUGGAGGUGGCCCAGGUAUUUUUGGCAGAGAUCCCAGAAGACCCCAAACUCUUCAGGCACCAUAACAAGCUGCGGCUCUGUUUCAAGGACUUCUGCAAGAAGUGUGAGGAUGCCCUGCGGAAGAACAAGGCCCUGAUAGGACCAGACCAGAAGGAGUACCACCGUGAGCUAGAGCGCAACUACGGCCGCCUACGGGAGGCUCUGCAGCCGCUGCUCACCCAGCGCCUGCCCCAGCUGCUGGCGCCAACCACAGCGGGCCUCAGGAACUCCUUGAACAGAGCAAGUUUCCGGAAGGCCGACCUCUGAGCUCCGAGUGGCCUGAAGCCACAGCCAGAAGAACCAUCACCCUAGCCUCACUGUCUAUGCCUUCCCAGGAUUCUCCCUCCACUGGCACACUGGGCUGUGGGGUGAUCAUAUUCACACGGGGCUGGGCCCUCUGUUCCUCUGUUCCCAUCUGUGUGCACUGAUGCUUCUUACCUUUUCUAAUUUAAAGUGGUUUUCAUAAGCA